AUGGCGGACGGCGGGAAGAGUAGGUCCAACCCCCGCCCACCACGAAAUCACGGCGUUAUUUGGGAAGACGCGCGCGCGCGCGACACUGUGGCUGACAAAAGAUUUGCUACCCUUGUAGAUGAGGAGACCACCAUCAAGGUUGCGUCCAAGAAGGGCGCCGCCGGCAAGGACAAGUCCGACGGGGUCAUCAAGCUGAAGAAGCCCGCUCCCAAGCACAGCAAGCCGGGCAACUGGAAGGACGGAACGGUCAUUGAUAAUGAUAAGAGGUCAAAGUCAUCCGCGGCCAACAACAACAAGUCAGCCUCGCCGACGCCACCCAUAAAUCAGCUGGACGACCGGGCAAGGGAAACAUUCCCGACGGGACGGCCGCUCGAGGACCCGCCAGAUCUGCAACAGUGCAAGCACUGCAAGAAGAGCAUCUUGUCGAGCGCGGCGAAGGAGCACAUCGCGGCGUGUUUGCAAAUCAAGAAGCAGAAGGCGCAGCGGAAGAAGGAGGCGCGAGAGGCGAGGGAGAGGGCGAGGGAGAAGGAACGAGAAGAGGAGUCGCGGAAGGCGGAAGAGGAAGGCGGUGGCGGCGGCGGCGGCGGUGACGACGACAGCGACGAGGGCGAGGGCGGCGGGGCCGGUGACAAGAAGAACGCGGGCAAGACGACAAAGAAGUCGGCCGGGAAGAAGACUGAGAGCGCGGUGGGCGGCAAGAAGCGCAAGGCCGACGGCGACCUGGACAAGGGCCCCAAGAAGAAGAAGAAGGACGAGCCGAAGACCAAAGCGCCGAAGCCUAAGGGACCCGUGGACGUGGAGAGGCAGUGCGGUGUCAUCCUACCCAACGGCCAACCCUGCGCGAGGUCUCUCACGUGCAAGUCUCACAGUAUGGGUGCGAAACGAGCCGUGCCUGGUCGGUCUCUGCCUUACGACAUGCUCCUGGCCGCGUACCAGAAGAAGAACCAGGCAAAGCAGCAGAAAGCUGCACUGGACGCAAACGCGCCGUUGGAGGACGAAGACGAGGCAAAUGCCGGCGCCGUCGACUCGGACGAAGAGACGGCGGCCGUCAUGUCUGCGCUCUCGCGCUGGAAACCGCAGCCUGUCGUCCCGCAGCCCGUGCUCCAACCGAUCAGGCGGCAGUACCAGCUCGCGCGGCUGCACGAACAGCUGCACACGGCGACCAACGGUGGGCGAGUCAACAUCUUCAAGGUGGUCGGGUUCGGAGCGCAGAAGCUACCGGAAGGCCACCCUGGCCUCUUGGACAACGAAGACGCCAUCGGCGAGCCGGACAUCGCCAUGCCGGGCGACUUUUCGAGGCGGUCCUCGAGCUUCAGCUUGUCGGCAGGGCCAGCGGCCCAGGCUAGCCGGGCCUAG
Messenger RNA from Thyridium curvatum, 1356 nucleotides. RefSeq lists its product as uncharacterized. Gene Ontology annotation, cellular component: SAGA complex. Gene Ontology annotation, biological process: regulation of transcription by RNA polymerase II; RITS complex assembly; regulatory ncRNA-mediated heterochromatin formation. NCBI's taxonomy places the organism in Eukaryota, Fungi, Ascomycota, Sordariomycetes, Thyridiales, Thyridiaceae. The record is from RefSeq and is a predicted model, not a curated record. The transcript is spliced from 3 exons. Bases 1 to 1356 code for a protein of 451 amino acids.